AUGUUUAAACAAGUGGUUUUCUUCGUGGUGAGCGGCGGCGUACUGUUGCUGCUAACGGUCGGCUCCUGCCAUGCGAAUCCCGUGCCAGCAAAAAUCCUCGGCAAGUACGUGCUGUCGUAUCAACCGCCCGGGCCUCGGCUGGAACUGAACCCGCACGGCGAUCCGGAAGAUGACGACUUGGACGAGCUUUCGAACGGGCUCGAAAGUGGGGAGGGCGAUGGCGAAGAUUCCGAUUCGCAGCCAUCCUCCGACCAUUAUCGCUAUCGGCCAUACUACCAGCACUCGGUGAGACAGCAGUAUGACGAACAGGAGCAAGAUCAGGACGUGGACUAUGUGGAAGAUUCCGCCCCGGCUAGUGCGAACCAUCAGCACAAGUACAUGACGACGUAUAAGACGGUGACGAGGCAUGUGGGUGGAGCGGGUCACGGUCACUCGAGCUACUCCGAUUCAGGAAGCGAGGAAGACGAGGAAGAUGGUACCAGUGCCAGUGAGGAAUCUCAUGCUUACGAUGCCUACCGGGCUUAUGGUGGGAAAGGCAAGAAACAUCCGGGUCAUCACACAUCCGGCGGAGGACUAACUUCUUCAACGAGCUAUGGAGGAAGUCACCAGGAUCAUCAUCAUCAUCAUCACCACCAUUCCCAUCAUUCCCAGCAGCCGCAACAGCAUCAGAAGCAGCACCACCAGCAACAGCAGCAGCAUCGCCAGCAAGCCCAGCAGCAGCACCAGCUAAAUCAGUACCACUCCCUCCAUAGUUCCUACCAUCCGCAGCUGAUCCAAGCCUACAAGAUCCUGCACGGCACUCCAAACCGACUGCCGACGUCGCACGAGUACCACGACGACGACAGCAGCGAGGAGGAAGACGAGGACUUCCGCAGUGGAGCCGCCAUCGGUGCGGCCAUCAGCCCGUCCGGGUACGGUGGCUACGGAUCACCGCAGGUCAUCCACACCAAGGGCCGAGCCGUUCCCAUCAGCGAGCACGUGGAAAUCGAGACACCCGUACCGGUGCCGUACGUCAAGAAGAUCCACGUACCGAUCCCGCAAGAGGUGCGCGUCAAGAUCCCGCACCCCGUGCUGGUCCCCGUCCCGCGGCCCUAUCCCGUCCACAUACCCGUCUCGCAGCCGAUCGCCGUGCCGGACAUCAAGGAGAUAACGGUGCCGAUCGAGAAGGUGGUCCCGUACCCGGUGGAAAAGAAGAUCCCCGUACCGAUCGAGAAACCGGUCCCGUACCCGAUCGAGAAGCACGUGCCCGUCUACCUUCCCCAGCCGAUCCCGGUGAAGGUUCCGAUCGUGAAAACCAUCAUCCACAAGGUCAAGCAGCAGACAGCCAGCGGGCCUCCGCUUCCUCCCGGAAGUGGUUCCUUCUGGUGA
Molecule: messenger RNA, 1368 nt
Organism: Anopheles coustani
Lineage: Eukaryota; Metazoa; Arthropoda; Insecta; Diptera; Culicidae
Exons: 2
Coding region: 1-1368 (455 amino acids)
Source: RefSeq, a predicted model, not a curated record